Adineta ricciae is the source of this 2325-nucleotide messenger RNA. NCBI's taxonomy places the organism in Eukaryota, Metazoa, Rotifera, Eurotatoria, Adinetida, Adinetidae. The record is from the annotation of a GenBank genome assembly.
AUGGCUGCUCUUACUGCAUCAAAUGGUGCUGAGCAUCUUGAGCUCUUCAGUCUCGUGUGGCUCGACAAUAAUCUUGUAGAGAAAAGAGGUACUCAAGAAAAACUCCGGGCAAUCAUCAAUUAUUUGAAAAAGUUUCAUGAUAUAAAAUCAUGCCAAAAUUAUAUUGAGCAAAGACCAAAAGAUGAUCGAAUAGUGCUCAUCGUUAAUGGUCAACUAGGGCGACAUCUGGUACUUUCAGUUCAUAAUCUUCAACAAGUGUUUUCAAUCUAUGUCUAUUGUAUGAACAAACAAGACAAUGAACAAUGGGCUCAUGAUUUCACCAAAGUGAAACAAGUAGUAACGGAGCUCGAUGAACUUAUUUCUUAUAUCCAAGCUGACUUUAAAAUUCAGAAGAAAGUUUCGGAACCACUCACUAUUAUGUAUUCAACAACAGAAGUGAGGGGUCAAUUUGUCUUUUCUCAAUGUCUCAUCGAUUGUCUUUUACGUAUGGAAUAUGAAGAAGAGGACAAAACUGAGUUGAUAGCUCUCUGUAUGGAUGAAUAUAUAGAUAAUGACAGUGAAAAGGCACGUAUCGACGAAUUUAAAACAUCUUACUUGCCCUGCAGGGCCAUUUGGUGGUAUACUCGUGAAUCGUUCGUUUAUAAAACUCUCAAUGCAGCCCUACGUAAACAAUCGAUACACAUGAUGUUUCUUUAUCGUUCGUUUAUUUUUGAUCUUUGGAAACAAUUGGCUGAUCAUCAGUCAAAGAUUGAAUUAACCGUCUACCGCAGUCAGUUGAUUACAAAAGAAGAAUUAGAAAUUCUCAAAGGAAAUGUUGAUCAGCUUAUUUCUGUGAACUCAUUUUUCUCGUCCAGUUGUAAUCGAGACGCGGCUCUCUUCUUGCUAGGCGACACUAGGUUACCUAUCGAUUCAGAGCGAGUAUUAUUUGAGAUCGUGGCUGACUUUCGUAAAGUUAAUACUAAACCAUUUGCAAACAUCACUAUGUUUAGCCAAUUUGCGCAAGAAGAAGAAGUACUGUUUAUGUUAGGAUCGAUUUUUCGUAUAAAAAAAGUGAUUGAACCGGCAGAGGAUAAAGUCUGGGUUAUUCAAUUGGAAUUAUGCAGCGACGAAGAAAAUGAUCUCGUUGAUGUGCUGAUAGAAAUGAAAAGUCAAAAUGGUAGUGGAAAGACAAAUCUCCGCACAUUAGGAAAGUUGCUGUUAAGGAUGGGUAAAAUUGAUCAUGCCGAAUAUUAUUAUCAGCUUUUCCUUGAUCGACUUUCUGCUGACGCUUUGUUGCGUAAAAAUUUAUAUGAAGAUCUGGCUGAAGUGGCUGGACUGAAACAUCACCUCGACGCAAGUGUGAUAUGGGCGAAAAAAGCCAUCGAAUUUGACAGAGCGUUUAGAUCAACAAGAAAUAAUCAAGUGGUUCUGAUUUCUCCAACAGCAAGAUGGAUACAGGAUGGCAUCACUAUUGCAGGAUAUCAUGGAAUUGAAGAAGAACUUAAUCAACUCCUCCAGCCCGAAGGCCUUUUCGUAGACGACGAUGGCACGGCGUUCAUUGCUGAUUCCGGUAAUCACCGCAUUGUGGCAUGGAAAGAGGGUGACAAUGUAACAGGCCGCUUGGUAGCUGGCGGAAACGGCGAAGGACCUCGAAUGGACCAACUGAGCAGACCAACAGAUGUAGUGCUUGACAAGAAGGAUAAUAGUUUGAUCAUUUGUGAUCCAGGAAAUCGACGAGUAGUGCGAUGGUCUCAGCAAUGUGGUACUACCUGCGGAGAAAUUGUUCUUGACAAUAUCAAGUGCUGCGGUUUGGCUAUAGAUGAUAAGGGAAACAUCUACGUCACUGACACUGAAUAUCAUCUGGUGAAACGCUAUGAAAAAGGUAAUAAGAUAGGACAACUUGUUGCAGGUGGAAAUGGAGAUGGACUUGAUCUCAAUCAACUCAACAGCCCAAAUAGAGUGUGUGUUGGCAAGGACGGUGCUGUCUAUGUUUCAGAAUACGAUAAUCAUCGUGUGACGAAAUGGUUGAGAGGUACCAAUGUAGGAAUAGUCGUCGCGGGUGGACGAGAAGAUGGGGUAGAUCUCGAGCACUUGUCAUGUCCUCAAGGAAUUGCGGUCGACGAUAAGAACACUCUCUAUAUUGCAGAUAUGGCAAAUCAUCGAGUAAUUAAAUGGUUAUCUGGAGCGAGAAAAGGCGAGAUCAUUGCUGGUGGAAAUGGUGAGGGUGGCAAUGCAAAUCAACUCACAUGCCCUUUAGGAUUGUCAUUCAAUCGUCAUGGCGAUCUCUAUGUCAGUGAGUGGGAGAAUAAUCGAGUACAACUUUUCUACAUUCACAAAAUAAAAUAA